UCAACAAGGAGAGUCACUCUUUGUGAGGUUAAUGUGCAUGAUGUCACAAACUGAUGUCACUACCUCAGCAGAAACACCAGAAAACUGCUCAAGUUUGAAUAAAAAAACUUUAUGGCUGAAAGCAGCUCGGCUUAGCUGAUGGCUAUAGACCUUUUUCGCGGCAACCGGAAGCUGCAUCUCAAAGGACUGCGGCACUUCCGUUUUGGUGACCGUAAUUCGAGUACCCUGAAAAAUGUCUCUCCUCCUCCGGUCCUUUUCAUCAUCAUUACUUAAUUUGCCAGCACUUUCUUUCGCUGAUGCGGAGGAAAUCGCAGCGGCGAAUUCGCCCACCAACAAACGUGUGAAAGGAAACAAGUUCUUCCACGAAGAAUAAAUCCACAGCUAUCAAGAUAUCACUGGGUGUUGGAAAAGAAAAGGCUGAAUUACUGGAUUAUUCCUGUAGCUGUGCAGCUGGUAAAGGUUUUUGCAAUCAUGUAGUUGCACUUCUUUACCAGACUGCCCACUACUCCCAACUCCAGCUGCCAACUGUUCCUCCUGCACAAGUGAUUUACAAAGAUGGCACAGACCAAGAACACAGGGGAAACAUCCUGAACUUGUCAGCGACGUGGUGGUGAGGAAGCCCAAAACUAUGGGGAAAAGAUAUCUGCACUCCACACUUUACAGAGCUUACACAGGAGCACUUCCAGAUCCCGACAUUCUGGCAUCAGGAGAACAACUACGCCAGCUGGAGUCCCAACCACUUAUGGCUCUUGUACUAGAUGGUCUUUCAAAUUUGGAGCUGGUUCCAUCCAAUCUUGGGCCUGUGCCACAGGGCUCACCAAUGUCUUAUCAAUGCCCACCUGAGAAGUCAUCUGGUAGCAUCAUUUUGCACCACAUGGCUCCAGACUUCCCUUCUCGUCCUUUGAUGCUGCAUAGUCUUCCGAAUAUGUGUUUUGUGCCCAAACUCGGUCAACUUAUGCAUCUUCAGUCUCUGCAAGUGUCACUGGAAAUGUCUUAUGAAAUAGAGGCCAGAACAAGAGAGCAGUCCAUAUGUCCUGCAUGGGUACAACUUCAACAACCAAGACUCACUGCUAGCCGUUUCCGUGAUGCUUGCAGAGGAAGUGCAGAGGAGGAGUCUGCUGCCACAGCACUGGCAUCUCGGAUGAUCAGGGGGUCCACUAGACAAACUGCCGCCAUGAAGCGUGGUCUGCAGAUGGAGUCUGAGGUGCUUGCAAACUAUGCUGAGAUGUUGAGGGUCAAUGUGCUCCCUGUGGGAUUCAUUGUUCGCCCUGACACAUCAUAUCUUGGUGCAACUCCAGAUGGCAAGGUGUGUGACCCAUCAGAAUCCCCCCCGUUUGGACUGGUUGAGGUAAAAAGCAGCAUGAAGAAUGACGUGUCUCAGGUUGCUCACCUCAAGGUUCAGGAUGGCCAGGCUGUUUUGAGGCAUUCACACGCACACUACUGGCAGGUAGAGGGUCAGCUGGCAAUCAGCGGAUUGGAAUGGUGCGACUUUGUCACGGACACACUAACAACAAUAACUGUUGAGCGGGUGUGGCGUGAUGAGUCUUUGAUUGAUCAAAUGAAAUCUAAACUGGACUCAUUUUACUUCAACACCUUCAUUGAUGUGUUCAUGUCAAUGCAAUAAGAAUUAUAAACUUAAUUAUAACUUA
Messenger RNA from Xiphophorus hellerii (green swordtail), 1649 nucleotides. RefSeq lists its product as uncharacterized. NCBI's taxonomy places the organism in Eukaryota, Metazoa, Chordata, Actinopteri, Cyprinodontiformes, Poeciliidae. The record is from RefSeq and is a predicted model, not a curated record. The transcript is spliced from 4 exons. The coding region runs from base 629 to 1624 and encodes 331 amino acids.